AUGGCUGACUCAGAAGAUUGUCUCGGCGGGGAUGCCCAACUCUUUGCGUCCACUCCGGAGGAAUUCAAAUGGAUUCUCGACAAUGCCGCAUACAAGGACUGGAUUGGGCCGUCUUGCAGCCCUUUGUGGCUAUAUGGGCGAGCCAAUUCAGACCUCGCCGCCUCGGUGAGCGUCUUGGAAAGGGAGGCGCGUGAGAAAUUUCCAGAUGCCAACAUCAUUAAAUAUUCCUUCGAUGCCCGCGACGACCGAUGUCGAUCGACGUACAAAAUGUUUGCUUCUUUGAGCUACCAACUGCUGAUUCUUCAACCAUGCCUCUUCAAACAUGUUGAGCUUCUCUACAAGGAGAUUGAGGAUAAGACGUACUGUGUGUCACCGUCCUGGAGAAUCGAACCUUUAUGGGCCUUUUUCCGCUCGUUGCUCUCCUGCCCACAUAAAGACCAUGGCGUGACCUUUUGCUUUGUCAACAUGAUAGACGAGUGCGACCCUUCCAGCAGCGGCUUCUUGAAUGACCUGCUAUUAUUGGCGGACUCGGAAACCCCAGCCAGCAAUUUCAGGCUCGCAGUCACCAGCCAUAAGACUCCCGAUUUUGACGCCAAGUUCUCCGCACGUGCGAUCAAGAUUAUCAAGGAGAGAGAUCAAGACUCUGAUAAAAAGAAGAAUGAACUGGAGAGAGUGAUUGCUCGUGAGACUUCUUUGUUGUUUGCAGCCAGACCGGAACUGGGCAAGUUUGACAGCAUUAUAAAGGAGAAACUGAGAGCCGCUGGUGACGCUUUUAACAUUUCACUCAUUACAACAUGGCUACAGCUACGCCAGCCUCAGUUGUCUUACGCAGAGCUGGAGACAGAGCUGAGCUCUCUACCUCUCACCACAUUUGGGAUAUAUCAACACUUUAUUGACGGGAUACCCGUAGAACGACGACUGUGGUCGGGGAAGAUACUCUCUUGGAUGAUUCAUGCGUUUCGGCCAUUGAGCAUGACCGAGCUUGCCUUCGCCUUGGCUCUUCAAGACGACGUCGUCUCCGUCUCUGAACUGCGGAGAAAGUUGCCCCAGGAUCUCGCAUCAGAUAUCCAACAUGUAUUUGGCAACUUAAUCAAGAUCCAACACGACAACGUCUUGUUUGCUCAUAGCAGCUUUCGGGAGUUCCUCCUCCAAGGUCGGCACGGUCCUAAAGAGCGCGCUUGGAUGUUCGAGUUCGAUGACCAUGCGAAAUUCGCCGAGUCGUGCCUCCGCUACCUCUCUUUGGUGACUUCGCAAACAGAGAAAUCGAAGCCUAUUUUCGACGACAGCAAUUUCGACACGUUUCCCGAGGGGGACGAGUACGAUUUUCUCAACUAUGCCGUCCAGUACUGGUCUAAGCACUACAAGUUGGCGAAACAUGAUCUCUUCCCAAGCCUUCACGAAAAGGCGUGCGCAUUCUUGGAGGAGCCCAGGCCUAUUCGAAUGUGGUCACAGCUACACUUUGACGGCUUUGGAUGGUCAGAGAUGGCCUCCGAACCGCUCCACCUUGCGAUCUUACUCGGCUGUAGUGAUAUUGUCCGCACGCUGCUCAAGAAGCGGACGUGGGAAGCCGAUAUCCUCUCUGAGGCGCUUGUAUUUGCCGUGGACAAUAAAGACGAGACAAUCAUUGAUUCCCUCUGGGAAGCUGGUGCCGAGAAUGAGACCAUUUUGUGCCUCGCUGCCCUGUCCGGGCGAGGUCGGGUGCUGACCAAAAUGCUGGAAAUGGAGGAUGAAGACUCACUUGAUUUUUCUCCAUUGCACAUGGCAUCUGAAUCUGGCUAUCAUGAAUUGGUUAAAGAACUGCUCAAUGCAAAUCACGAACCAGACUCCAUAUUUCUCGGAAAGGCUCCUCUUCAUCUCGCCAGCGAGUUUGGCCAUGUCGACGUCAUCGAGGCGCUUCUUGUCGGAAAGGAGAAGGCUGAUGAGGACGGGAAUACGAAGACAGACACCAAUCCAGGCCGCGGCGCGAAUGUCGAAAUAUUAGAUAAAUACCGUCGGACGCCUCUCAUCGAGGCCAUCAGAUGUCAGCAACCUGGCGCAGUCAAAAAACUUCUUGACCGGGGUGCUAAGCUUGACGCUGUAGAUGGAGAAAACAAUCGAGCGUUGCACCAUGCCGCCGAGUCUGGCCGCGAGGACAUUUUCGGCAUAAUUCUAAGUUACUACGAGAAGCUCCGGGGGGAUGAUGGCUGCUUUAGGAUACUCCAAGACGCAAUGGAGGCACAAAACAACCAAGGUUCCACGCCGUUGCACUUGGCCGCACGCGAGGGCCACAUCGAGGUGGUGCGGCAGCUCCUCGAAAAGCUGAAAGCUAGAGAAGAAACAUUGGUCAUGAUGGGGGAUAAAGCCGGGAAUACGCCCAUUCAGCUUGCGGCCAAGGGAGGUCAUGCCGAUGUGCUAGAAACCCUCAUUAAAUGGCAAAGGGACGCAAGAUGUCAGGAACCAGCGUACCAUCACGAGGCUAAAGUCGGAACCAUGAAUGAUCUGCAAAGCCCUCCCAGAUGCCGGUGA
Molecule: messenger RNA, 2505 nt
Organism: Metarhizium acridum CQMa 102
Lineage: Eukaryota; Fungi; Ascomycota; Sordariomycetes; Hypocreales; Clavicipitaceae
Molecular function (GO): protein binding
Source: RefSeq, a predicted model, not a curated record